This is a messenger RNA of Onychostoma macrolepis, 1968 nucleotides long. Its product is annotated as protein FAM107B. The transcript is spliced from 5 exons. NCBI's taxonomy places the organism in Eukaryota, Metazoa, Chordata, Actinopteri, Cypriniformes, Cyprinidae. Bases 147 to 692 code for a protein of 181 amino acids. Gene Ontology annotation, biological process: regulation of actin cytoskeleton organization; actin filament bundle assembly; actin filament polymerization. The record is from RefSeq and is a predicted model, not a curated record. Gene Ontology annotation, cellular component: stress fiber; synapse; neuron projection.
UAAUCCAGUUUGAAGAACUUGUAUGUUACGAGUGUAAGUCAUACAUCUCCUCUAAAGAUCUGACAGAACUCAAACUCUGUUACACAAAUGGAUGAUUGUAAAUGGACAUUGUUCAAAAAACAGUGUUUUAGGCUCAAAAUACUGAAAUGUAUAAGGCAGAUCAUAAUCAUCAAAAUCAUAACUCUGCUUGUGCUCAACCACUUAUUGGACCUGGUGAAUCAGAUUUAGUCUCUGAUCUGGGAGCCGUGAUAGACCCUGAUCAGAGGUGGGGCAGAGAAGAUGAUUUAGACCAGAGCAAGUUGCUUCCUGAGCAAACAGACAGCGGUUACUAUGAAGAGCUCAUCAGGCCCAAAAAGCUCCACAAUCCCAUCAAAGCGUCCAAGAGCCACCGGGAGCUCCAGCGAGAGCUGAUUAUUACACACAAAAGAGGAGCAGCGGUGGAGGAGAAGCCAGAGUUAAAGAGAGUUCUGGAACAGAGAAACAGAGCUCAAGUUCUGAAACAAGACAGAAAACAGGAGGAGGAGAAAUCACCACUGGAGCAGGAGUUACUGAAGAGACAGAUGAGGUUAGAGAAGUUUGAGAGAGAGGUCGAAGAGCAGAGAGAAAGGACAAAGUGCGCACCUGAGUUCAUCAGGGUUAAAGAGAGCCUAAAGAGGACGGCGAUCACAAGUGCUGUGGAGAAAGAGCUGUAAUCACACAUUACCUUAUUUCACUGAUCUACAUGUGUGUUUGUUGAUACUCCUUCAGCUGCUGAUUCAAACGCUUCUUAGUUUUAUUUAGAAAGCUUUGGUUUGGAUUUUGAAUGCAAUCACAGAAUGUGAAAAACCGUUGACAAGGACAAGAAUGUUGAAAAUGUGGGCUAAUGUUAUGUCAUGUUAAGCACUUGUAAUGAUCUAAUAAGAUUUCAACUUAAUUGCUGAUUAAGUGGCUGUAAUUUGCACCAAUUAGAGAAACACACAAGAACAGAAUAACUCCAGUAUACUGGAACUGUAUCUAAUGUUUGAGUAUAGAAAUUAUCGGUCUGCCAUAUUUAUAGAUUAUAUACUUUUAUGAACAGACAGCAAUUUUUUCUACAUUUAUGGUUCAAAUCAUUUGGUAUGCUCACAUAUGCAUACUAUUUUCAGAUAUUGUGCACUACUACAUUUAACAAAAUGUGUAGUACAAAAAAAGCAUAUGGAAAGAGACACUGUAUCCCAUAGUGCAAUGCUUUAGACUUGAUUUUCCAUUUUUGGUAUAGCCAAUUUUAGCAUCUCUUUUUAUUGACUCACUAUUUGAUUGGGCAGGGAAAUCUGGAAUUUAUAAUCUGUAUCAUUGCAUAGUGCAUUUUUCCCACGUGCAUUUUGUUUUAACAAAAUACAUUAUCACAGAAUGAUCUUCUACAAUUAAGAUAUUGUUGAUUUACACCUCUCGUAUAAGUGACUUUUUUUUCUUAAAGGAAUAGGAUGUUUUUCUUCAUUGCAGAUUUGGAUAAAUUUAGUAUUGCAUCACUUGCUCACCAAUUGAUCCUCUGCAGUGAAUGGGUGCCGUCAGAAUGAGAGUCACACAACUCCAGACCAUCAAUUAGGCCUCGCGCAGUGAAAAGCUGCGUGUUUGUAAUAAACAAAUCCAUCAUUAAGACGUUUUCAUUUUAAAUCGGCUGUAGUCGUGUGAAUUAUUGUGAUGUUUUUAUCGGCUGUUUGGACUCUCAUUCUGACGGCACCCAUUCACUGCAGAGGAUCCUUUGCUGAGCAAGUGAUGUAAUGCUGAGUUCUCCAAAUCUGUUCUGAUGAAGAAACAAACUCAUCUACAUCUUGGAUGGCCUGAGGGUGAGUCAUUUUUCAUUUUUGAGUGAGAACUAUUCAGAGCUUUUCCACUCAUAUAAUGUUAACAUCAUAAAUCAUAUGAUUUUGAUGUCACAUGUAUGUUUCGGCUAACAACGCAACUUAGUUUUUUGUAAAUACGUUUUGUAUAUUUUGUAAUAACCUUUAA